Messenger RNA from Camarhynchus parvulus, 835 nucleotides. Its product is annotated as cathepsin G-like. Gene Ontology annotation, cellular component: intracellular membrane-bounded organelle; cytoplasm. The annotation marks the transcript as partial. NCBI's taxonomy places the organism in Eukaryota, Metazoa, Chordata, Aves, Passeriformes, Thraupidae. The record is from RefSeq and is a predicted model, not a curated record. Gene Ontology annotation, molecular function: serine-type endopeptidase activity. The transcript is spliced from 6 exons. Gene Ontology annotation, biological process: proteolysis.
AUGCUGCUGCUCCUUCUGCUCACAAAUGCUUUUGUCCUUCUGCCCUGGGCUGGGGCUGGAAGGAUCAUUGGUGGAAGGAAAGCUGAUGCCCACUCCAGACCCUACAUGGCUUAUUUAGAAAUUAAAAAUGGGAGAAACACUACUGCGUGUGGAGGGUUUCUGAUUCGCCCAGAUGCAGUGCUCUCAGCAGCUCACUGUAUGGAUAAAAAAGGGACAGUGAAGGUCACUGUGACUCUGGGAGCCCACAACAUAAGGAGGCAAGAACGGAGCCAGCAGAAAAUCCGUGCUGGAAAAUGGGUCAUCCAUCCUCAAUAUUCCCGUAAAGACGGGAAAAAUGACAUUGUGCUGCUGAAGCUGAAGAAAAAAGCCGAGAUCAAUGAGAAUGUGCAAUGUAUCUCCAUUGCCAAGGAAAAUGAACGUGUGAGAGUAGGAGAUUUAUGCACGGUGUCAGGCUGGGGCUGGACAUCUAAGGCAGGGGACAUGAGUGAUGUCUUGAUGGAGGUGGCACUGAAGGUGCAAUAUGCAGAAAUAUGUGAGCAGCUUUCCAACAACUUCCAGUGUCAGUCUAUGAUCUGUGUUGGUGAUGAAGAGGAAGAAAAAGCAACUUACAAGGGUGAUUCUGGUGGCCCAUUAGUCUGCAAUAAGAAGGCUCAUGGCAUUGUUUCUCAUGGAUAUGAAGACUGCCUCUUCCCUGAGAUAUUCACCAGGAUCUCGCACUUUGAGCCCUGGAUCCAAAAGCAGCUGAAGAGGUUUUCACGCAAGCCUUCUUGGGAGCUGGAUUCAAACCCUGAGUGUGAGAAUGAGGAGAUGACACUCUGGGAGAACCUGGGCAUAG